AUGCUUUUAGGACAGGGCACUCUGUCUACAUUUUGUAGAAAUGGUGAGGAAAUCGGAGUCGCCGUUGUGAAGAAAAACGAAUUUAAAGCGGCCGAAGGGAUGAGCGCUAUUCGAAGAAAAUAUGCUUCGAAUCUUGUGUUUCUUUUAGUCAAGAGGUGAGUAGCAGUAUUGAAUACCUGUAAGUAAAAUAUUUUGCCUUGCAGCUGUAGAUCUGUAGUUUACCUGUCCUGAUCGCUUAUUAGUUGUAUUUAUAAACGUUUCUGCAUUGUCUUUUUGUUUGUUGAAAUUGACACAUUGCGAUGAGAAUUUUAUCUGCUGCUCUUUAAAACAUGGCCUCUGUUUUGGCGCGAAAAUGUACUAGCUUCUUGCGCUAAAGUGUAGAUAUUUUUCAAAAACUGCAUUCAGAAAGUACUGUCACUUGAUAUUACUGCUAUUUACUUUGGUUUUGCAUUCCUUUUGGGUCUGUUUUGGUCCCUGUCUUCGCGUAACAAGUAGGUUGUAAAUAUCAAUAAUAGCACUAAAAUAUAUAUAUUUUUAAGAAAAUAAUAAUUGUCUUAGUCCGUAUUGUCUGUAUAUCGAUAAAGUAGUAUAAAGUUCACAAUAAUUUUAUUGUUGAACAAAAUUUAAAAUUUAGUUAGCUGUUUAAAUUUAAAAAUUAGUUAAGCAUUUAAAGCCACUUUAUAGAGUCUUUAUAAUAAUUUCAUUUUAAACCUAGUCUAAUAUUUCUGGCUCAAAUUUUUAGUUAAUAAAUUUGUAAAUAAGUGAAAUAGUAUAAUUGUAUAUAAAUUUUUAAAUAAAAUAAACUAGAGAGUAUAAAAUGGAAGACAUACCUUGCUCGUCAAAGGUUGCAGACCAAGCAACACAGUAUGCUCAUGCAGAAAAGAGAUGGACAAAAGAUUUGAGGUCGCUGCCACCAUUUACACAUGAAUUAUUGCAAAGACAUGUAGGAACUGGAACAGGUGAUCAGGAUAACAAUGCUCAUAGACACAAGAAAUUAGGCUACCGGCUGUUCAAGGAUAGAUAUGUUAACAAUGUAGAAGUAAAACCAAAUGUUAAAAUGGGUUGUGAUGAAAAAUUCUUAGUUAAAGCAAAUGUUCAUGUUGCGAUGAAGCAAAAAAGCUAUCUUGUUUAUGUUCAUCUCAAUCAAGCAACUGGUGAAGUCGUUCAUGGUCAUUGUUUGUGCAAGGCAGGAAAAGGAGGUUGCUGUAAGCAUGUUGCUGCACUGUUGUUCCAGAUUAUCGAUUACAUUCAGUUGGAACUGUCUGAGGUCCCAGAUGAUCUAACAUGUGCCCAACUUCUACAACAGUGGCAUGUUCCCAGAACAGAUGAGUUAGACGAGCCAGUACUAUAUGAAGAUAUUACAUUUGAGAAAGCUUCAUACAAGAAAGAUGCCAGUGGCAGGAAGCAUUCAACUGAGAAACGACAGAUGACAGAUUAUAAUCCUAUACCUCACUUUGCUAGACAGACAUCUCAGAGUAAAAUAAAAGAGUUUGCCAAUGAACUGGAGCAAGAAGGAAGGGCAGAAUAUUUACAGCAA
Molecule: messenger RNA, 1537 nt
Organism: Paramuricea clavata
Lineage: Eukaryota; Metazoa; Cnidaria; Anthozoa; Malacalcyonacea; Plexauridae
Source: the annotation of a GenBank genome assembly